Molecule: messenger RNA, 1766 nt
Organism: Durusdinium trenchii
Lineage: Eukaryota; Dinophyceae; Suessiales; Symbiodiniaceae
Source: the annotation of a GenBank genome assembly
GACAUCGAACCGGGCGGUUCAUAGGCUCAGCGGAAAGCCUCAGACUUCGCCCCAUGGAGCUAUGUUCUCGAACUUCUUUGACAAAUACAUUGACCAGACCUCACUCCUGAGGUCGAACCCAUCUUCAGCUGAAGCCCAGGCCCAACAUCCGCCGCCCUCCUCGAACGCAUCGCACGCACCGCCCCGCAGCUCCAGCGGGCAAGCAGGUGCUGCAGAAUGGAAUAUGGAAGAGGAAGAAGAGGAAGAGGAAGAGGAAGAGGAGGAAGAAGAGGAAGAUGAUGAGGUGGACGAGGCUGCAGAAGGGGCUAGCUCCAAACACCAUGAAAAACCAAGCACUGUUCCAAGCCACCAUGAGAGUGGAAAGGCUUCUCAUCACCAGCAAGCUCACGAAAAGAAGGUAGUUAAAGGUGUUGAAGAGGAGGAUGAGGAAGAGGAGGAAGAAGAGGAAGAAGAGGAAGAAGAGGAGGAGGAAGAGGAAGAGGAAGAGGAAGAAGAUGUGGAUCCCCAUGAGCCCGCAUUGGCGCAUGCCGCGCACAUGGCAGCUCAGCCGGUCCAUGACCAGAUGGCUUCAGAGACUGAGCAAGCUCGGGCAGGUGCAGGACAUGUUGUCAUGCCUGCACCAAAGGAAGAGAAUACAAAGGAGCUGGAAGAGCUGCGGUCAUCACUUCAUGAGAAGAAGGCUGCUGUGACUUCAGUCCAGUCAAAGCUGGAGGCUGUGAAGCACGCUCGCUCGUCACACCACUGGACCACCCACACACAGUUUUCCAGACCUUCCGAUCCUCCCGCGACCACAAGUGCGAGCGCACCCGACAUGGGCGAGAGGGUGCAAGACUUGCGCGUCCAACACCGAGAAGCGAGGAAAGAGGUUCAGUCCAUCAAGAGCAACGGUGGUGACGGCGAGGGCAAGUUUCAUGACCAACUUGCAUAUUGGCAUUGGCAUAUUUCAAGCUUGAGGGAAUCCUUGGCAAAGUCUGAGGAGACGGUGACGCGCGAGAAGCAGGAGAUCCACCGAUUAACGGAGCUCAUGAUCCAGCAGCGUCACCAGGGUCGCGAGCUGUCGGAGGCGCUGAAGCGGCUGGAAGCCGAAGGGAACCGCUUGGAGCUCCAGGAGAAGGCGGCCAGCUGUGAAAACGCGGCCUUGGCCGAGAACUACUGGGAUUUCGCGCACUUCGCGGGCUCUUCAUCCUUCAAUGCCGAAGGGGUCCACCAGGAGCUCACCGAGCUCAAUCACUCAGUGGCCUUCGAAGAACAGGAAGUAGAAAGCCUUCGAGGAAGCCUUUUGCAAAUCCAAUUGGCAUCGAAAACAGCUGCCAAGUUGGCUGCAGAGGCACAGAGUGUGGUGCGGGAUGAGGACCAGGCCGCGCAGCUGAACCUGAGUCAAGUCAUUGCAUUGCAAGCACGAAAAGCAUGGGAAGUAGAGGCAGAGGAGGCCAUCUCUGACAUACCCCUGAAGUCGCCGCCGGUAUGGCACAAACACUUCCGAGGCAGAAACCUUCACCUUCACAAGCUCUCCUGAAGGAAGCCUUGCGAGAGGCAGUUCGGCACGGUUUGUUGUCAUCCGCUUGGGAGGAAGCAAGCUGUGAACCAGGAUCUCGGGCUGGUGGUGUAGACCGAGAGUCUCCUUGUUGUCGUUUCUUUCCAGCAGAGGGACAUGUUUUCUUUCAGAGGACUUUGGGAAGACGAAGAGACUCCGUAGCGUCGAGGUACUGCAGCACAACUGCGAGCUGAGAAAAGAGGUAUAUUCAAUAAAAAAACGACUUGAAAAA